CCCAAAACUUUGGAAACUCAUAUUUCCCAUCGACUAGAAAAAAACAUCAUAAUGGCAGCAAACUCUGUUGUACUUAUCCUCGGAUCUGGGCCUAGGAUUGGCGCCUCCGUCGCUGAGACAUUUGCAAGCAACGGCUACAAAGUUGCAGUUGCGUCUAGGAAGGGAACAGGCGCCAAAACCGCCGAAGGCUUCCUCUCCCUCAAGGCAGACUUCACCAAGCCCGACUCGAUCCCAGCACUGUUCGAUGCAGUUAAGACCGAAUUCCACACCGCUCCAAGCGUCGUUAUUUACAACGCAGCGGCGCUCUCCAUGCCUUCCGAUAAGGACAUAGUUCUUUCGGUCCCAGCGGAGACAGUUGCGUCUGAUUUGAACAUCAACACUAUUAGCCCGUACGUCGCAGCGCAGCAGGCUAUCAGCGGCUGGGAGACACUGCCCAAGGACACCAAGAAGACAUUCAUAUACACCGGCAACAUCUUGAACGUCUCCAUUGUUCCCAUGCCAAUGAUGUUGACCUUAGGCAUGGGCAAGUCGGCUUCGGCAUUCUGGAUUGGGCUUGCUGACAUGACGCUUGCAGCCCGAGGAUUUCGAUUCUUAUAUGCCGAUGAGCGCAAGGAAGAUGGUACAAUUAAAGGGCAUGAGAUCGACGGCGCUGCCCAUGGCGAAUUCUUUGCCCAGUUGGCAAACCAUGAGGGGAAUGUUCCUUGGCACGCCACUUUUGUGAAGGGCAAGGGUUAUGUCCAAUUCAAGUAA
Messenger RNA from Lachnellula hyalina, 750 nucleotides. RefSeq lists its product as uncharacterized. The record is from RefSeq and is a predicted model, not a curated record. The annotation marks the transcript as partial. The transcript is spliced from 2 exons. NCBI's taxonomy places the organism in Eukaryota, Fungi, Ascomycota, Leotiomycetes, Helotiales, Lachnaceae.